GUACUGGGCCAACUUGAAGCUCUGGUUUAAGCAGAAGAUCAGUAAGGAGGAGUUUGACCUGGAAGCACGCAGGCUUCUCACGCAAGACAAUGUCCACUCUCACAACGAUUUCCUCCUGGCUAUUCUUACCCGAUGCCAGAUCUUGGUUUCUGCACCAGAAGGCGCUGGAUCUCUGCCCUGGCCGGGUGGCUCUGCAACUAAACCUGGGAAGCCCAAAGGAAAGAAGAAGAUUUCUUCAGUGCGACAGAAGUUUGAUCACCGGUUCCAGCCUCAGAAUCCGUUGUCUGGAGCCCAGCAGUUUGUGGCAAAGGAUCCUCAGGAGGAUGACGAUUUGAAGCUGUGUUCUCAUACCAUGAUGCUUCCUACACGGGGCCAGUUAGAAGGAAGGAUGAUUGUAACCGCGUACGAGCACGGGCUGGACAACGUCACGGAGGAGGCAGUGACCGCCGUUGUUUACGCCGUGGAGAACCAUCUGAAGGAUAUCCUGACCUCUGUGAUAUCCAGGCGGAAAGCCUAUCGGCUGAGAGAUGGCCAUUUCAAGUACGCCUUCGGCAGCAACGUUAACCCUCAGCCGUAUCUGAAGAACAGUGUUGUUGCUUAUAACAACUUAAUUGAGUGCCCCCCAACCUGUGCGACACCUUCUGCUGGUCAGAGCCUGGCUCCGCAGCCCCCGCCUGAUGAUGCUGAGCAGCAGGCCGCUCUACUCCUGGCAUGUUCCGGAGACACCUUCCCAGCAUCCCUCCCGCCAGUGAACAUGUAUGACCUUUUUGAGGCAUUACAAGUGCACAAAGAAGUUAUUCCAGCGCACACCGUCUACGCUCUAAACAUUGAGAGAAUUAUCAUGAAGCUCUGGCAUCCGAACCAUGAGGAGCUACAGCAGGAUAAAAUCCAUCGCCAGCGCCUGGCAGCAAAGGAGGGCCUUCUGCUCUGCUAGGUGGCCAUGUCCGGCCUCAGCCAGCUACAGUGCUGCUCCUUGGACUUUGGCGUUCAGACGCUUCUUACAAACCUGUGGCAGCGUUCCAAGGAUGACGUAAGUUAUGAGUCAACUUUUCCUAUGGAAAUACGACCGAGUUGCGGUACGCUUUCUCUGCUUCCCCAGAGACUUGUGCCAUGGAGUGCUUGCACCAAUCCCACUGACUUGGCAAGGAGAAACAAGAGAUUUGUUUGCAAGGACUGUUUUUUUUAGGAAAAAUAAAUGUGAGGGUGGAAAGAGUUGGUUUUAAA
Messenger RNA from Eurypyga helias (sunbittern), 1224 nucleotides. It is a transcript of the gene TADA1, whose product is annotated as transcriptional adaptor 1. The annotation marks the transcript as partial. NCBI's taxonomy places the organism in Eukaryota, Metazoa, Chordata, Aves, Eurypygiformes, Eurypygidae. Gene Ontology annotation, biological process: regulation of transcription by RNA polymerase II. Gene Ontology annotation, molecular function: transcription coactivator activity. The record is from RefSeq and is a predicted model, not a curated record. Gene Ontology annotation, cellular component: SAGA complex. The transcript is spliced from 7 exons.